Drosophila willistoni is the source of this 2066-nucleotide messenger RNA. It is a transcript of the gene Septin1, whose product is annotated as septin-1. Bases 73 to 1167 code for a protein of 364 amino acids. The record is from RefSeq and is a predicted model, not a curated record. Gene Ontology annotation, biological process: cytoskeleton-dependent cytokinesis; regulation of exocytosis. Gene Ontology annotation, molecular function: GTP binding; molecular adaptor activity; GTPase activity. Gene Ontology annotation, cellular component: septin ring; cell division site; microtubule cytoskeleton. The transcript has 4 exons. Lineage: Eukaryota; Metazoa; Arthropoda; Insecta; Diptera; Drosophilidae.
AUCCCUAGCAAAAGCAAUCAUUUUUGCAUUUGUGUUUGUGUUCGUUGUCGUUUAUUUUAACUGAAAACAACUAUGGCUGAUACUCGGGGCUUUUCCAGCGUUGAGACCCCCGGAUAUGUGGGAUUUGCAAAUUUACCAAAUCAAGUUCAUCGAAAAUCGGUGAAAAAGGGUUUCGAAUUCACUCUAAUGGUUGUCGGCGAAUCCGGAUUGGGCAAAUCAACAUUAGUUAAUAGUCUCUUUUUAACCGAUCUAUACCCUGAACGCAUUAUACCCGAUGCCAUUGAGAAACAAAAGCAAACAGUUAAACUGGAUGCAUCCACAGUGGAAAUUGAAGAACGUGGCGUAAAGUUGCGUUUAACUGUUGUCGAUACACCCGGAUUCGGGGAUGCCAUUGAUAAUUCCAAUAGUUUUGGUGCUAUUCUAGAGUACAUCGAUCAGCAAUAUGAACGAUUUCUUCAUGACGAAAGUGGUUUGAAUCGCCGCAAUAUUGUUGAUAAUCGUAUACACUGUUGUUUCUACUUCAUAUCACCAUUUGGCCAUGGACUCAAACCAUUAGAUUUGGAAUUUAUGAAGAAAUUGCAUUCAAAAAUCAAUAUUGUGCCUGUGAUAGCCAAGGCCGAUUGUCUGACAAAGAAGGAAAUCUUACGUUUGAAAUGCCGGAUAAUGCAGGAGAUUGAAUUCCAUGGUAUUAAAAUAUAUCCAUUGCCCGACUGUGAUUCCGAUGAGGAUGAGGAAUAUAAAGAGCAAGUGAAACAAUUGAAGGAAGCUGUGCCUUUUGCCGUUUGCGGCGCCAAUACCCUGCUCGAGGUCAAGGGCAAGAAAGUCCGCGGCCGUUUAUAUCCAUGGGGUGUGGUCGAAGUAGAGAAUCCAGAUCAUUGUGAUUUCAUUAAGCUGCGUACCAUGUUGAUAACCCACAUGCAAGAUUUGCAGGAGGUCACCCAUGAAGUGCACUAUGAAAACUAUCGCAGCGAACACUUGGGCAAGGGCAUCAAGGGUGGCAAAGAGAAUGGCGUGAAACCCGAACGUGAUAGCCAUGUGCCCAGUCAAGUGGGUGUCAAUAGUGUGCUAACUGAAAAGGAUCGCAUACUGCAGGAAAAGGAAGCCGAAUUAAGACGCAUGCAGGAAAUGUUGGCCCAAAUGCAGGCACGCAUGCAGGCACAGAAAUAAAAGAGAAGCACUCGAAAAAAACCAGCACUUAUUUGUGCAAUAGAUAUAUUCACACACACACACACACAUAUAUAUAUAUAUAUUAUACUUUAUAUGCCGAUUUGUAUUUUCAUUCAAAUUGGCACACUUUAAUCUCUCAUUUAGAAAUCGAAGGGCGCUAAAACUGAUAAACUACUUGAUUUUGUUCUCCAUAUGCAUAAACUUAUAUACACUUAUAUAUACACACACAUAUAUAUAUAUUAUGUAUCAGGCAAUUCAAUUGCUCCCACACACCCCCCCACACACACACACAUACAAACUCAAUUCAUAUCAUAAAUUCUUUACUCACUCCUCGAAGAAAAACCAACAAAUAAGAACAACUGUAUUCCUAUUAUAUAUACACACAUACAUAUAUAUGUAACUCAAUUCAACUCAAAAUCGAUAUUAAGUACACUUUUGUAUCUAGUUAUUUAAGUAAAAACUAAAGCUAUUAUCUAUCUAUAUCUAUGAACGUAUAUAGAUAUAUGUUUAUCUAAUAUCCACAGCCCAAUCAUUAUGUAUUGUAUGUUAUAAUUCCAUUUUUAACUCUGAUUAUCUUGUCGCUCGUAUUCACCGCUGAUUAAUUCGUAAGAUUUUUGUAUUUUAUGGCUUGUUUUUUUUCUUGUUUAAUAAUGUUGACUAGUUGAGCUACUGCCGCCCAGCCGAGCCCUCUACAUGCUGCUGCCUAUUGCUCAAGCAUCUCUUCCUCCACAAAAAGAAAGCAAAAGAAGAAUAAUAAUUAUAGACAACCAGAAACAGAGAAUUCAGCGAAAAAACAGAAGACAAAAAAAAACAAAAUGUGAAAAAUGAAUGUAUUUUUUUAUCCUCCUAUAAAUAAUAACAUCAUAUUAUAUAUAUGCUUUUGAUACAUUUUUGCAAAA